Molecule: messenger RNA, 691 nt
Organism: Ipomoea triloba (trilobed morning glory)
Lineage: Eukaryota; Viridiplantae; Streptophyta; Magnoliopsida; Solanales; Convolvulaceae
Product: F-box protein SNE-like
Exons: 1
Coding region: 99-596 (165 amino acids)
Biological process (GO): gibberellic acid mediated signaling pathway; regulation of gibberellic acid mediated signaling pathway
Cellular component (GO): SCF ubiquitin ligase complex
Molecular function (GO): protein binding
Source: RefSeq, a predicted model, not a curated record
UCUCCUCUCUUCACCACUUUUCUUCUUCUUCACAGUGAAAGUGAGGAGAUUAGGUCACAGAAAUAGCUUUUCAUUUUGGGGAGAAAAACGUGUUAAACAUGGCAGAAGAGAGGGAGAAAAGAAGAAGCAAUAAUAAGUUUUGCAUCAAUGAUAAUGUGGACGUGUUGAUAGAGAUCCUGAAAAGGCUGGACGGCCGUUCGAUGGGCGCCGCCGCGUGCGUGUGCCGGCUGUGGUGCGCCAUAUCGCGGAACGACUCGCUGUGGGAGCAUCUGUGCUUCCGCCACGUGUCGCCGCCGCCGGAGGGAGUGAGGACGGUGGUGACGGCGCUCGGGGGGUACCGGAGGCUGUACAUGGUGUGCGUGAGGCCGGUGGUGAGUCGACUCAGCAGCUGGAGAAUCGGUCUCGCCGCGGCGGCCGAGUCGUCGGACCGAGUCUGGACGCGGAACGAGGUGGAGCUCUCCUUGUCGUUGUUCUGCGUCGAUUACUACGAGAGAGUGUUGCUCGGCGACAAUGGCGGCGGCGGCGGCGGAGGUAGGAUCGGCGACGACUCCUCCACGGCGUCGCUCAUGUUCCUUUGCAAAGCAGUGAACGUUUAACGAUAUGGCAUGUAUUUACAACUCCAUUAUUCCAUUAUUAUUAUUAUUAUUAUUUAUUUUCUAAUACAUUAUAUCCUUGAGAAAUAAAUUAAAGA